Messenger RNA from Eutrema salsugineum, 691 nucleotides. Its product is annotated as ferredoxin. Gene Ontology annotation, molecular function: 2 iron, 2 sulfur cluster binding; electron transfer activity. The transcript has a single exon. NCBI's taxonomy places the organism in Eukaryota, Viridiplantae, Streptophyta, Magnoliopsida, Brassicales, Brassicaceae. The record is from RefSeq and is a predicted model, not a curated record. The coding region runs from base 105 to 563 and encodes 152 amino acids. Gene Ontology annotation, biological process: electron transport chain.
UAUUUCGGUUUAAUCUUCCCCACCUUAUCUCCUUCGUCACCACAAAUAGUCAUCUCUCCCACUCAAACAAACAAAAGGGAAAUCUCUUUUUGUCACUGUCUCUCAUGGCGACUCUUCCUCUCCCUCAAACCUCCACAAUCUCUCUUCCUAAACCUUACCUCUCCAAUUCCUUCUCCUUCCCUCUCCGGAAAACGACACUCUCAACAAAUCGCCGGAACUUUCUUCUUCCCGGCCGGAUCGUCGUGGCUCAGUCAUAUAAAGUGGUGGUGGAGCACGACGGAAAGAAGACGGAACUGGAGGUUGAGCCUGACGAGACGAUCCUAUCUAAGGCUCUUGAAUCAGGCCUCGACGUACCGUACGACUGCAACCUCGGCGUUUGUAUGACAUGUCCGGCGAAACUCGUGGCCGGAACUGUUGAUCAGAGCGAUGGGAUGCUAAGCGACGACGUUGUUGAACGUGGCUACGCGCUUCUGUGCGCUUCGUAUCCAACUUCUGAUUGUCACAUUAAGAUGAUCCCUGAGGAAGAGCUCUUGUCUCUCCAACUCGCAACAGCCAACGACUGAUUUUAGAGAAGAAGAAAGAAAGGUUUCGUUUUUAGUGUAAUACGGCGUCGUUUUGUAUGGAUUCUUUGCUUUUUGAGACUUGAAAUGUUACAAAUGGAAGUUUAAUACACAUUCCCAAGUUGAUUCAA